AUGGCAGGUUCAAAGAAAGGAAAGAGCAACAACAAGAAGAAAGGAGAGAAGCCAAAACCUAAAGAAUCAAACUCCAAACUUUCAUCUCAUCAAGAGUCCUCAUCCACACUUGAAAGUGUUAAUCCUUCUGAUAUUGAUGAAGAAACCAACAAUCUAUUCUAUGAAGUCUACAAUAACAUAGAACUGGCAUAUCCGGCAGCCUGUGAAAUCUUGUUGACAUUAGGCUACAGUUCUUAUUCAGCAACGUUAGCGAUGUUGUGUGGCGGUAACAUAGCCGGUGAAAAGGGAGGAAACAUGGUCGCGAACAUCCUCAAGAACUCGAUCUCCUUCAUCGAAAACUACCCCGUGGUGAAUGGUCAACACGCCGUUGAUGUACUUCCAUGUUUCCAAACUAUGCCUGACCUAAUUCAGUGUUGGGUUCAGACAUUGGUUAACCAAGCAGCUGGUCUUUAUCCCGAGGCCACGCAGCGCGAAUUAUUGUUGCAUGUUUUAGGUUGCAAAUUCGUUGAUGUUGAAGGGAUUGUUAAAGAUGUUGGAAAUUCGAAGAAUGGUGAUGAUGAUGAAACCGAUUUUGAUGCAUUCCUGAAAGAGAACAUCAAUGCACUUCGAUCGGUUAAUCUUACUUGGAAGCCUCAUCAAGGUAUGACGAAUAAUAAUCUUUUGGGAUCUCAGCCACCUAGAGGAUCGAAUGACAAAGGAAAAAAUGUUAUGAGUGGAAAAAACUCUGAUGGUAAAACUGAAGAACUGGCAAUCAAAUUGGAAAUGAAAGUGAAGGAGCUUGAGGAGCAAGUGAAAGAGAGAAAGAAGGGGCGAGAAUCUUUGGAGGAGCUCUUGAUGCGGCAAAAGAUAGAAAUUGCAAAUGCUCACAUAAAUAGCAUGUUGAAGAUGGUUUUGGGAUCAAGGAAAGUGAAUGAUGCACUUGAUAUCAUGGAGGGAAGAACAAGUGAGCUUAGGGUUCAAAAUCUGAGACUUCGUGCCGAGCUUUCGGCGUGUAGAGUUAACGGAGCUGAAUCAGAGAGGAAGUUGAAGAUCGCAAUGAAAAAGGACAAGGCAACGAUUAAGCAAAUUGAAGCUCUUGAAGGAAUGACAGAUACCGUCAACAACGAGAUUCGUGAGACGAUACAAAUGAGCCUCCAGCUUGAUAGGCAGUUGCAUGUCACUAAAGAAGCUAGUAAUGAACUUGAGGUGAGAGUGAGGCAAGCACUGAAGCAAAAAGAGGAAGCGAAUGAUCUGCUCAAAGCAGAAAAGAGAUCACUAAGAAUUGCAAAAGAGGCUAGGGAAGAAAUGUUAGCAACUUUGCAGCAAGAAAUUGGGGCUGAAAGAAAACAAGUGGAGCAUGAAUGGAAAACUUUAUAUAGCGAAUCUAUUAUCCUCGAGCAGGCCUUCGGUUUCCAAGAUGAGCCGUCUUCCUCCUCUUCUUCUUCAUCUCACGACCAAUUAAAGACGUUCAUCGACAACAUCUGGGACAAUGAUUGUGACAUUCCGAUUCACCGGCGAUGUAUAAUGUGCUUGAACAGGGUAGCCGGAGUCCUUUUCAUUCCUUGUGGUCAUCAAGUCAUUUGUAUUCAAUGUCGUGAAAGAAUCGUAGAUGAAUGCCCUUGCUGCAAGGAGCAUAUUCAAGAAAAGGUUAGGGUUUUUGGAGCCCCUUAA
Messenger RNA from Oldenlandia corymbosa var. corymbosa, 1650 nucleotides. The record is from the annotation of a GenBank genome assembly. NCBI's taxonomy places the organism in Eukaryota, Viridiplantae, Streptophyta, Magnoliopsida, Gentianales, Rubiaceae.